GUUUCCACAGAAUGAGGUCAAGGAAAAGGACCACCGUAAAGGCCCAUUUAUACCCUACGGUAAUUACGGAAACGGACGCUUUCGUCCGGUUCCGGGGGUUGUUUCAUCCGUCAGUUUGUCCGUUGGUCAAGAGCUUAGCAAUCCGGUGAGCUCCGGACGAAACGGAGCAAUACCAGCGGAAUUCAUGGGGGCAGUAGCGAGUCAGAUGCGUCUUGGCUCCGGAAGUUGUGGAGGAAGAAGAAGAGCAAUGUUUUGGAUAUUUAAAAAUGGCGGCAAUGGAGGAGAAAAUAUGCGAGAUGGUGCGGGGGUACAUACAUCUCUAUGACAGUACGGUGCCUGGACAUAGAGACAAACAACGAUGCCGAAAUAGUUGGGAAGAGAUUGCGACUGCGUUAGGUCUGACGGCAAAAGAGGCACAAGCCAAGUGGAACUUGGCAAGGGACAAAUUUGUCCGAGCACACAGGGAUGCCGUUUCCAAAAGGAGUGGGGAUGCUGCCGGGGGACCUGAACACCCGAUUUUACGCCGACUUGCAUGGUUAAAGGUCCAUAUUAAACACAGGCGGACAUCGUCCAACUUUGACUGUGAAGUGCAUGACGAGGUGCAAAUGGAGGAGCAGCAGGAGGAGGAGGAGGAGGAGGAGGAGGAGGAAGAAGAACAACAACAACAGGAGGAAGGUGGUACUACACCACAGACACCCACACACCGUCCACCCACACCAAGGCCUGCAUCCCACAACACGAGAACACCCAAAAGGAAGAGGGACGACGUUGACCCAGUUGGUGCUGCCCUGCUUGGCAGGCUUGCGGAGCUGCGCCAGGAGUCCCAACAGAGGGAUAUGUUCAGCUCGUUCACCAACUAUCUGAACUCUUUCCUUCAUGACCUCCCACCAGCUGAUGGCAAGAAGCUGGUGAAGGAAAUUCAACAGUUGAUGCUGUCUUACAAUUAAUCCCUUU
Engraulis encrasicolus (European anchovy) is the source of this 954-nucleotide messenger RNA. Its product is annotated as glucosidase 2 subunit beta-like. NCBI's taxonomy places the organism in Eukaryota, Metazoa, Chordata, Actinopteri, Clupeiformes, Engraulidae. The record is from RefSeq and is a predicted model, not a curated record. Bases 267 to 947 code for a protein of 226 amino acids. The transcript has 2 exons.